UUACGUUCAGCUUUAUAAAAUUCUGAAACGCGGAAGUGGCUCACAAACAAAGCCUAGAGGUGACGGAGUUAGAUUUUAACUGUAAAGUUCAUCUCUCCUGUGAACCGAGACAACACAACCGAGGUUACGCGUCUCUUCUGCUUCAAAUAAAGAACUUUGUUAAUUAAUGGUGUAGAGCUCCAUCAUGGCCAACGAAGUUUACACAGCGACGACGGUUUCUAACCCGAAGGCGCCGUUCUGGCUCGGCCCGGCGUCGGAGCAUCUGGACAUGCUGCGUUUCGGCCUGAAGAUGCUGGAAGUGCUGCUGUCCCUGGUGGCCUUCGUCCUGGAGGAGACGGUGUCCACCUGCCUGAGCUGCUCUCCUCUUUACUUCUUUGAGUUUGUGAGCUGCACAGCCUUCCUCUUCACGGCGCUGCUCCUCUUCCUCCUGUCCACCACGCUGUACAGCAGGGUGGGCAUCAGCUGCUGGCCCAAAGUGGACUUCCUGUACACGCUCCUCAUCGCCGGCUUAUUCUUAAUCGCCUCCGGCGUGUUUGCAGCCAACAACGGCAAGACAACAGUGGAGACCGUCGCCGUGGUGUUCGGCUUCCUGGCCAUGUUGGCGUUUAUCCUUGACGUCGUCUUCUUCCUGAAGGUCAAAGGUAAUCCCUUCCAGGGCACUAAGGCCCCGCCCACCACCAACGGCGCCGUUCCUCCGCCUGAGGCCGAGAAGCUGAACGGAGACGCCAACGGAAAGGCGUAGGACACCGCGCGCCUGCAGGGGGCGCUCCGCCUGCCAAUCAGAACCGCCUGAGACACAAACUGGUUUUAUUACUGAAGAUUCGGAACCAGCAGACACUAAAACAACCAAACCACUAAACUCUGCUCCACUGGGAAUCACACGGCUUACUGGUUCUGACUGGUUUUAACUGGUUUUAACUGGUUUUAACUGGUUUUAACUGGUUUUCUCUUGCUCUGCCAGCUUUGCUUUUUAACAGUUGCCUUGAAAUUCUCACUAUCUUGUAGAAAUGAUGUAAGCUCCUUAUUAACUUGCCACCAUUUCUUGACGUUUUUAGAAAAUGUUUUAAAAAAUGAAUUUUUCUGUAAAUUUUCUGAUUUUUGUAUAUUUGUCCACUUGGAUCGCUUUAGGAAGUUUAUUUUAUUCCCUGAAGGAAGAUGAAUGUUUAUUUUUUAAAUGAAUCAGACAGAAACUGUUCAGCUGUUUAUGUCCAAAUGAAAAGUUUCAUGUCAAUCAUCUGCAGGUUUCACUGAAAUCAGGAGGAACCUGAAGAUCUAAAGUGAAAUGCCUUUCACUGUCCAGCAGGGGGAGCUGUAAUCUGAUUUGAGUCGUUUUCCA
Poecilia latipinna (sailfin molly) is the source of this 1336-nucleotide messenger RNA. RefSeq names its product CKLF-like MARVEL transmembrane domain containing 6 (gene cmtm6). Gene Ontology annotation, cellular component: membrane. The coding region runs from base 185 to 742 and encodes 185 amino acids. Lineage: Eukaryota; Metazoa; Chordata; Actinopteri; Cyprinodontiformes; Poeciliidae. The record is from RefSeq and is a predicted model, not a curated record. The transcript is spliced from 6 exons.